Molecule: messenger RNA, 802 nt
Organism: Bactrocera dorsalis (oriental fruit fly)
Lineage: Eukaryota; Metazoa; Arthropoda; Insecta; Diptera; Tephritidae
Gene: ix
Product: mediator of RNA polymerase II transcription subunit 29
Exons: 1
Coding region: 149-784 (211 amino acids)
Biological process (GO): regulation of transcription by RNA polymerase II
Cellular component (GO): mediator complex
Molecular function (GO): transcription coregulator activity; transcription factor binding
Source: RefSeq, a predicted model, not a curated record
UAUUGUUUACCAUCUUCAGGGUAUUAAACGCUCACAACAGAUGAUAUAUCUAAUAUAAAUACAUUAAAGUUUCUCAUAAAAUCUUUACAAUAAUAUAUACUGGUUUGUUUAAAACAGUUUGAAGAAAAACAAGUUCAGGAAGCAAAAUAUGAAUCCCAACAUGAAUAUGCAUAACAUGCAACAGAUGAACAUUUCGCAAGUCGGUGGACCAAAUCAAAUGAUGCAGCCUGGUGUGUCGCCAGUUUCUAUGAUGCAAGCCUCUCCCCAGCAACAAAUGCAAGGCCAAAUGCAAGCGCAAGUUUCGAAUGCCGCACAACAACAGCAACAGCAGCAGCAACAACAACAACAACAGCAAGCUGAAAAAAUGGAUAACAUCCUAAAAGUCAAGAGUUUACUCUCGCCAUUACGCGAGUCGCUUUUUCUUACAUUGCGCACCGGAGCUUUCUCAUUGCAAGAACAUAAUUUGUCAGAUAACCUUAAACGCGACGCAUCAUCGCACGCUGGACGUUUUGAAAAACAUCUGGAAGACUUUUAUGCAUAUUGUGAUCAGAUCGAGUUACAUUUAAAAACAGCUAUUCAAUGUAUGCAACAGUUAUCAUCUGCACAACACUAUCUUCCGAGCGCAGUGACGCCAGCUCGUAUGGAACCAUACAUGCAGGAUAAUUCUGGCGGUCCAAUGACAUACUCUACAUAUCUGAACAUUGUCCGCGUGCAUGUGCAAUCGGCUAAAGAUAUCCACGAUACUUUAAUUAGUGCGGCGCAAAACAUAUCACAGGCUGAUUGAUGAUUACUCUAAAUAAAA